UCGACUGAAUGACCAGACUAAAUUAUAUCACGAGGUGCCCGUCCAGUACCGUGGGAGGCUUCGUCAUUUCUUUCAGUUCAGGCCCUGAACUGUACCUGUACACGUAACUCUUCACUCCUCUGGCGCAAGGCAGCAACAUUUAUCGUCGACUAAAUGUGCAGAGCUGACUGGCGUUUUACGGGAACACCUCACCUCGUUACGAUUUGCGAAUUUGCUUUGACUUUCUGCAAGACACUGUGUCUUCUCUAAUAAUUUCUUCUUCAUUUUCGAGCGUUUGGUUUCAUACUGUGCAUAUUUCGUUCUCCUUGAAUGUCGUAGAUAUUCUCAUCGCCAGGACCGACAGACAUACAUACAUUCAGUACCCACCCGGUCGUCGUCCAGCAAAGAAAGAAAGAGUUGUUAUACAUCCCACCCCGCCCACCAUGGAGAUCCCACGCGGCCACGCCAUGCUCCCGCUCAACGACGCCGACUUCCUCGAUUUCGUCUUCAACUACUUCAAAGCCGAAUACGCACCCAUCCGAUCGAUAUGGAGCACCGCGACCGCCACCCCCCGCCACAGCGAACGCUGGGUCGGCAUGGGCCACGAGCUGUCUCCGCUGGGAUUCCGGCCCGCGAACGCCCAGGCGCAGAAGGACCUCGAGUCCCUGGACUACUUCAUCCGGCUGAAGAAUCUCGAUGCGGGCUUUGUGAGGGGUCUUGUCGUGCGGUAUGCUAAGUACGAACAGCACGAGCGGUUGGAGAAGAAGUUGUAUGAGAGUAAUAGAUUGGACUUGAUGGUCCGGAAGGCGCUGAAGGAGAAGCAUCUUAUCAAUUCGCUGUGGCCGAGCCCCGCGCCGAGGAAUAUCCAGCCGGAGCUUCUGCAGCAGGGCGUCAAGGUUCGGCAGUGGUAUGGGGAUAUGUUUUACAAGUACUUCAAGUUGCUGCACUCCGUGGACGACUUCAAGCUCCGGCCUGAGGUCGACGCGAAGAUUAAAAGCAGCACGACGUUGAUGCUAGUUCCUUUCGUCGACCACUUGGUGUUUGGAACGAUCGAUCCCAUCUUGCCAAUCGUGGCGAAGGGUGCUGGGUAUUCGAAUGCUGCGGCAUGGGAACAGAAAGAUAGACUUGGGACGUUUGGUGAGCCGGAUAGGUUCGAGAUUCGGUUCGACGCCCCGGCAGACAUUACGGAUACGCAUACGAGGAGUGUCGUGAGACAGUCGCAGUGCAUGAAGUGUGGUUCGAAGAGAGAUGUGAAGGUUAUCAUAUCAAUCGAUCCGAAUCCCGGUCCUACCACUACGACAACAAGUGCAAGACCUUCGCAUAAGCAACAAAAUGCACAUACGCCAGGGCCGCGACGCAAUUCUUCCAAGACGGCGCAGAGAUACAGCCCAGGCUAUGCCAUGCCCAGUUCGAAUGAGCCUAAUCAGUCAACAGCUCCUCCUCAGCCAGAUACAAGCGAAGACAGACCUCCGUCACCCCCUCAGAAGAAGCAAUGUCCACGCUGCACAUUCUUGAACCACCCCGAUCUCACAGCCUGCGAAAUGUGCUCCGCAGAUCUUCCUGAUACUUUGGUCACGAAGCCCGCGAGUCCAGUUGCCAAACCAUCCAAAUCGUCACAUUCCCAUUCCGCUUCCGUUCCACCGCCGUCAACUGCACAGCAAAAGAAGCCCGAAGAACCGGCAACACGCCCUACAGUCAAUAGACACAGCCUCAGCGCGUCAUUGUUCUCCAUCUUCCCUUUCAACCAGCAACAGCAGACCGAGCAUCAUGCCAACCUACCCCCAGCACAGCAAAUGCCCAAGGAACCAGAAAUGACCCAAACAUCACCCGCCAUUCCUCCCAAGACCUCUCAAAAGAAGCACGUCGACUUCGACUCACCCCCCUCAACCCACCACCAGCACCGCAACCCAUCAAAGUUCCCCAAGCCCCCUAAACCAGACGACCCCAAACCCUCGCCUCCAAACCUAAUAGACGACACCCCAGGUCCAUCCACCUCCCGAGACCACCAGCAACCACCACGCACAUCCACUCCAGACAACCUCACCCAAUCCCCAGAACUCGCAAUGCUCCCCAUGACGCCCCCACCCCAAUCCUCCACAUCUACGACCCGCCCCGUCCUGCCCGGAAUGCCGCAAAAUCUAAUGGACGACUACGUUCCCGUCUCGCCAUCCUACCUCCGCGACAACGACGACGAGGACGCGGGGUGGGGCGAGAUGUCGAGGGAAGAGGCGAUACGUGCCGACGACGGCAGUGAUGACGAUGAGGAGGAUGACGGGGAGUUCGUGGACGGCAGGAGGAGUGGAGAGGGCUUGAUUGAUUUGGACGAGGUAGCGAGGGAGGAGAAGGGCGUUUGGGGGGAUAGGAGUGAUGACGAGGAUGAAGAUGAGGAAAGGGAGAGGGAAAUGUAUACCCGCUGAGCAUUCAUUCAUGUCAUUUUAGUUUCAUAUUUUGCAUACAUAUAAUUCUCUCAAUGUUUUGGAAGUGGAUCGCUCAUCCCAUCUCCAUACACGCUUACAUACGAACAAUCAAGCACAUACAACCCUCA
Aaosphaeria arxii CBS 175.79 is the source of this 2524-nucleotide messenger RNA. RefSeq lists its product as uncharacterized. Lineage: Eukaryota; Fungi; Ascomycota; Dothideomycetes; Pleosporales. The record is from RefSeq and is a predicted model, not a curated record. The coding region runs from base 423 to 2396 and encodes 657 amino acids. The transcript has a single exon.